Molecule: messenger RNA, 514 nt
Organism: Mesocricetus auratus (golden hamster)
Lineage: Eukaryota; Metazoa; Chordata; Mammalia; Rodentia; Cricetidae
Product: keratin-associated protein 12-1-like
Exons: 1
Coding region: 15-347 (110 amino acids)
Cellular component (GO): keratin filament
Source: RefSeq, a predicted model, not a curated record
AGCCAGCCUCCACCAUGUGUGACACCAGCUGCUCCUCAGGCUGCCAGCCAUCCUGCUGCGUGUCCAGCCCCUGCCAGCCAUCCUGCUGCGUGUCCAGCCCCUGCCAGCCAUCCUGCUGCAGGCCUGCUGUAUGCAUUCCUGUGAGAUACCAGGUGGCUUACUGUGUGCCUGUGAGCUGUAGGCCCACUGUGUGCAUGGCUCCCUCCUGCCAGUCCUCUGUGUGUGUGCCAGUGAGCUGCCGGCCAGUCUGUGUGACCUCCACCUGCCAGUCAUCUGGGUGCUGCCAGCCGUCCUGCCCCACCCUGGUCUGCAGACCUGUCAACUGUAGCACCCCCUCCUGCUGCUGACCGGUGCCCCAAAACAACUGCUGCCACUGUAGACAGGACACACCUAUGCCCACCUACCUCCUCCUUCUGUGACUGUGGGUUUGACGUGAGGCAAGUGGGGAAGCAUGCCCAGCCCACUCUGGAACUGUGAGAAAAUGCCCGUUAUUCUCUAAGAACAAUGUCCUACC